Prunus avium (sweet cherry) is the source of this 2494-nucleotide messenger RNA. NCBI's taxonomy places the organism in Eukaryota, Viridiplantae, Streptophyta, Magnoliopsida, Rosales, Rosaceae. The record is from RefSeq and is a predicted model, not a curated record.
CAUAAACCCAAACCAUUUCUCCUCUUCUACCAAUUUCCCCUCUCAGAUAAGCUUAGAGCCUGCCCUUUGCAAAUGGCCCUUGUACCUCAAUAUAAGUCCACUGCAGUAAGCAGAGGAGACAACCGUGCUCGUACUUCGGCUCUCAGAGAUGGCCGUCGUCCGUUUUCGUCAACAUCGGAUGACAGUGCUUUGGUGAACCAAAUUCUGCUCACUGAUAAGUCUCAUGACCGUCCCUACGAGGUGUCUUCUCUUGCAGUCAAGAACAUUCUCCAAACCAUUGAGGCCAUUCUGUCUCGUGUCACUAGACCUGACUCCCAUGGCGCCAUUGUGCUGCCGGGAACACCGAUACCGGCAGCUACACACGCGGAUGCUUUGGAACAUGAGAAGGCCCUCCAUGCUAGCCUCAGCACCCUAAGUGAAAGCUUCGAUGUUCCAAACCACGUGUUUAAUGCAAUUUCUUGCGAGAUAUUAUGCAAGUCGCUGGCUGGGGAAGAUGCAAACAAGACAACCAUGGAUAUACUAGACAUUGUGCAAAACUAUGAUUGGGAUGAAAAGGUGGUGCUUGCAUUGGGAGCUUUUGCUGUGAAAGAUGGUGAAUUUUGGCUUGUGUCUCAGCUCUACACCUCCAACCCACUGGCCAAAGCGGUUGGACAGCUUAAGCAAUUGCAAGAGAUAUUGGAACGUGCUGGGACAAUCUUGAAGCCUAAAUUUGACGCCUACAACAAUCUGGUUAAGGGCGUGCUCAAAGUGACAAAGAGCAUUAUUCAAUUGCAAGAUCUUCACAAUGAUCCCCACUUGACCCCCGAAAUCAAAUCUGCAGCUUCCACCGCUCAUAUCCCCACUGCUGUUUACUGGACAAUUCGGAGUAUCGUAGUUGCUGCAUCCCAACUUUUGGGGAUCACAAGCUCCGAACCAGAGUACGUAACAGAGGCAUGGGAACUAUCAUCUUUGGCCCAUAAGCUCGAAAGCAUAUUCAAGCACCUCCAGGAGAAUCUCAACAAAUUAAACCAAAUCAUCCAGAAGAUCAAAGACGAGGAUGCUUUCAAUGCGAUUGCACGCAUUCUAGAAACACCACACAUUGACAACACCAAGCCUCUAAGGGUUUUGUUUUACAAGGAUGACCAGCCUGCUCUCUAUGACUGCUACAACAAAAAGAGGGUUGACAUUGAUGUGCUCAAGAGGAAGGUAGUGAUUCUGUUCAUCAGUGACCUCGAUGUCCUCCAUGAGAGCGAAUACAUGAUUGUCCAGCAAAUGCACAUGGAAAAACGGCAGAACCUGGCAAGGCCAGAGAGCCAGUACGAGGUUGUGUGGGUUCCAAUCACGGAUGAGUGGACUGAAGCCAAGUACCAGCAAUUUGACAGCCUAAAAGCUAAUAUGGAUUGGUACACUGUGUCCCACCCUUCGGUGGUGUCUCCGAUUGUGGUCCGGUACAUCAGGGACCAGAGGAAAUGGAACUUUGUGAAGAAGCCUCUGCUUGUUGUCAUGGACCCUCAAGGCCAAAUAGUGCACAAGAAUGCUGUUCACAUGAUGUGUAUUUGGGGAAGCAUAGCCUACCCUUUCACAAGCAACAAAGAGAGAAUGCUCUGGGACGACGAGUCCUGGAGGAUUGAGCUUUUGGCAGAUUCAAUUGAUCCUAAUUUAUUUACUUGGAUCACAGAGAGGAAGUACAUUUGCUUGUACGGUGGAGAGGACAUAGAGUGGAUCAGGAACUUCACUAAGGCUGCAAAAAGUGUGGCUCUUGAAGCUGGGAUUUCAUUGGAAUUGCUUUACGUGGGGAGGAGCAAGCCUAAGGAGAAAGUGGUGAAGCAGAUCAUGAGCAUCAUCCAAGCUGAGAAGCUAAGCCACACUCUUGAGUGGAGCAUCAUUUGGUUCUUCUGGGUUCGGCUCGAGAGCAUGUGGCAAUCCAAAGGACAACUUCUGAGUGAGCAAUCAAAGACCCAUUUCAUGACAGACAAUUUGAAAAAUGAUCCUAUAAUGCAGGGGAUCAUAUCAAUGCUGAGCUUUGGAUCGAGCGACCGUGGGUGGGCUGUGAUCGGCAUUCCCUCAGCAAACAUGUCUAAGGCCAAUGGAGAGCACAUGUUGAAAAGCUUGAAGGAGUUUAACGACUGGAAGAUUAGGGCAAGCGACGUAGGGUUUACUCCGGCGCUGAAUGAAUACCUAGAAGGGGUGUACAAACAAGCUCCCCAUCACUGCACUAAUCUUAUUUUGCCUGCAACCGGAAUCAUGCCUGAGACGGUGGCCUGCGCUGAAUGCGGGCGUCUCAUGGAGAGGUUUUCCAUGUUCCGCUGCUGCACCGACUGAAUGAAAUCAUUCCUAUAAGCUGCAGCUGCUACUGCUGCUUCUUCUACUUUGCUACUAUUUUGAUAAUAAUUACAGCUUCUAAAAGGUCCCAAGCAUAGCAUCUAUGGUGCUUCAGGGGCUUAAUGUGUGAAUCUUUUACUUGUUGCAGUUCCAUAUUAUUAUAAUUAUCAAUAAAAUUUGAUUACCACUUUCA